CGUCAUCUAGAAAUCUUUAAACAUUCUACAUAGAAGCUUCGAUCUGAGGCUGUGUCACCGUCACAGCCCACGGGCCACAGUGCUAGUGCCACGCCUUAGCUUAUUUAAAAGCAACCAAAACGACAUCAACCAAUCAUUAGCACCACCCCCACCUGACCAGUAUAUAGCAUUUUCAACUCAAUUGCAACUUGUUCUAUGACAACGUCUACCCAUAUCUCUGACCUUCCUGUCCAAACGGACGGGUCAUCAGAUCACGACAGGUUCUCAUCAGAAAGAAUAUUCCGCAGGCACACUGCCACGGAGAACAUUCCACUGUCGCAAGAGCUGUCCCAUGCCAACCCGAGGCGUAGAAAAAGCACGAGUGAUAUCGGUCGUCAAAAAAUGGCAUUCUUUCCGACUUUACGAAAGGCUGCAACGUUGAUGCUAACCCCAGAGAAAACGAUCUCCAGAGCCCCCAGUACUUGGAGAAGCAUCCGCGCCAUCAUCCUUUCAUCAUGGUUCAACGUUCUGCUGGUGUUUAUUCCCAUAUCUUGGGCAAUUAACUUUGCUCUCCCUAAUCAACAUAGUCUAAUCUUUGUCUUAACGUUCUUGGCCAUCAUACCAUUGGCUAAGCUCCUAGCGUUCGCUACGGACGAACUCUCCAUAAGGGUUGGCCAAACUUUGGCAGGUCUUCUUAAUGCUACACUGGGAAAUGCCGUCGAGCUCAUCGUUUCAAUUAUCGCACUCGUAAAAUGUGAACUCAGAAUCGUCCAGUCCUCCUUGGUGGGAUCUAUAUUGAGCAACCUUCUCCUGGUGCUGGGCAUGUGCUUCUUUGCCGGGGGCAUGCGCUUUUCAGAACAGGGUUUCGGACAAAGUGCUGUGCAACUGAAUUCGUCACUGCUUACCAUUAGCGUCAUUGCUGUUUUACUGCCUGGCGCUUUCAACAUGGCAUUGCAGGGCCAGCCUACAUAUAAUGCGGAGUCGACAGAUGACAACAUACUAAAGACCAGCCAUGGUGUUGCCCUCAUUCUCCUUUUCAUUUACGGUUCAUAUCUGGUGUUUCAACUGUUUUCACACAAAGCCCUCUAUGAUGACAGUGGCGCGGACAUACAACAGACAAAAGGCUAUGAGGGUCAGAAUCCAUGGCUACAGUUGAGACUCUACCGUCGUAGGAAUGCUAAACAUGUACAAUCCACUCUACCGACGGGUGACGAAGAAGCUGCAUCUAAUCCUGCUGUGCCUGCUGAAGGUACCGACUCGGAACGUCGGUCUACGUCCACGGAGGAUGCAAACUCUGACGUAGAUCCAUAUAUGAGUGUCCCUGUGUCCCUCGGGCUUCUGGUCGCUGUAACUGUGUUGGUAGCUGUGACCGCAGAGUUCCUGGUCGAUUCUAUUAGCGGUUUGACUGAAUCUGGGGCCAUCGGUCAAGAGUUUGUUGCCGUGAUCUUGCUUCCCAUAGUCGGUAAUGCAGCGGAACAUGUCACUGCUGUCACAGUGUCCGUCAAGGACAAGAUAACCCUGAGCUUGGGAGUUGCUGUCGGGUCAAGUAUACAAAUUGCGCUCUUCGUUAUACCGUUCAUGGUGACGCUUGCUUGGAUUAUGGGCAAAAGACUGACACUCCUCUUCGACCCGUUGGAGUCGAUCGUGCUGUUCCUAUCUGUCCUCACCGUGAACUACUGUGUACAGGACGGCAAGUCAAAUUGGUUGGAGGGUAUGAUUCUCAUGUGUUUAUACUUGAUCUUGGCUGUUACAUUCUGGUUUUACCCUGGCACCCCGGGCAUCUUCGAGUGUUAGAAAGGACAAUGGGCCGGACACUGAGCCAGCUAUUCUCCCGGAUAUGGAUUACGACCAAGAAUACAUACUCGCCUUUCAGAAGCAAAUCCUAGACUAAUGACCAGCACAACCGUACCACU
Suillus subalutaceus is the source of this 1892-nucleotide messenger RNA. RefSeq names its product calcium proton exchanger. The record is from RefSeq and is a predicted model, not a curated record. Gene Ontology annotation, biological process: intracellular calcium ion homeostasis; calcium ion transmembrane transport. The transcript is spliced from 20 exons. Lineage: Eukaryota; Fungi; Basidiomycota; Agaricomycetes; Boletales; Suillaceae. Gene Ontology annotation, molecular function: calcium:proton antiporter activity. Bases 196 to 1773 code for a protein of 525 amino acids. Gene Ontology annotation, cellular component: fungal-type vacuole membrane.